Diplodia corticola is the source of this 3414-nucleotide messenger RNA. Its product is annotated as outer membrane protein. The transcript is spliced from 5 exons. The record is from RefSeq and is a predicted model, not a curated record. NCBI's taxonomy places the organism in Eukaryota, Fungi, Ascomycota, Dothideomycetes, Botryosphaeriales, Botryosphaeriaceae. Bases 1 to 3414 code for a protein of 1137 amino acids.
AUGGUCAAGAUCACUCAGGAUGCGGAGCUCAUGAGCAACUUCGUCUCAGCAAAUCCGGUUCCAGCCAGCAACCGCUUCUCCGUGAUCCGAGACGAAAAGGGCAACCCGGCAGUCCUCUCCCACAGCGAAGACGACAAGCUCAACCUCAUCAUCAACGUCGACGGGCGGCCGCAGCUCGCCGACCUUGGCGCGAUAUGGAAGCUUCCCGGCCGCGUCCACGCCUUUGACGUGACGCAGCGAGCGGACCUCAGCGUCUGGGUCGCUGUGGCCACGGCCGCCGACGAUGGAGGCAAGAGCCACUUCAGCCUUAUCCAGAACGUGCAGCCAUCGGCGCUGCUGGCGUUCGCCGCGGAAAAGCUGACGAGGGCCAGCAAGUCCUUCUCCCGAAUCCACGAAGUGUACAUGAGCAACUUCACGCGCACCGUAGCCGGCGAGCCGGUGCCUUUGCUCUUCCUCGCGCUGCAGCCCGCGGACCGCAUCACGCAGGAAGACCAGCUCGGCUACGUCGACAUGACGGUCAACGGCAGCAGUGGCGCGCUCGACAUGGCGCUCAACACGAGCUGGAAGCUGGCCACGAACCCGCUCCGCAUUCUAAGCGUGGCGUUUGGCACGAGCCGGGUGGGCGACGGCGCCUUCGUGCUCUACACGACGCCAUCGGGGCUGAAGAUGCAGUUCCGCGUUUUCCAGGGGCACGAGUUCAGCGUCGAGCUCAACGCGCCAGCUGGCGCAACGUCGCUAGCAUCCUACCUGGACCCAGACACCAAGGCCACAGCGCUGCUGGUCGGCGGCGACGCCGUCACGCAGUACAAGUUCGGUGACUACACGCGGGCCGGCGGCACCGGCACGACGGUAGUCGCGGGGGGCAGCAGCCUGGGGGUCAAGAGCAUGCACACGGCGCAGGCAGAGGACACCAUCACCGUAUGGUACACGACGCGAGCGGACGCGGCAUUCUACUACGCGGCGUCGACGGCGGCAGUGGAAGACGGGCUGCUGGUUCCGCUGCUGGGCGAGGGUGCGGGGGCGCGGAUCUCGGGCAUGCUGGGCAGCAGAAGCAGCAGCAGCGGGGACGCCGGCGGGCUGCUGGAGAAGACGCUGGUGGCGGUGGAUGGCGAGGGGCAGCUCACGGUGCUGCAGCAGGCGGCGGACACGGGCAUGUGGGCGGCGCGGCGGCUGUACGUGUCGACGGCGCGCAGCAACGUCGAGCUCGACACCUUCACCAUCCGCAUCCAGGCGGCGGCGACGGGGACGGGCCCGGACGAGCAGGUCGCGGGCGGCGCGCUGCACCUGGCGGCGUCGGGCCACAUGCGGGUGCUCAGCAACGGCGUGGCGGCGCAUGUGGACGUGGCCGGCGGCUGGCACGCGGCAGACCACGCCGGCGUCGUCACGCUGAUGGUGCCGACGGAGGACCUGGCGUGCCACACGCUGCGGAUUGACCGUUUCCGGUCCGGCAACGGCAGCGAGCAGGCGCUCGACGUGCCGGUGCUCAGUCCCACGGCCAAGGUCGUCGCCAGGCUGUCCGGGGUGCGGACGGGGCGCGAUUUGCUCGACGCGAAGACGCAGGCGGGGAAGCCGCUGAUCGAGCCCGGCAGCGUGUCGGAGGAGGAUGCGGGGCACGCGGCGGCCAUGAUGCAGCAGCUGAGCGCGACGCACGCCGGGAAAGGCGCGGUUGCGGGCGACGACAAGCCCGUAUACCUCGCCGGAAAGCUGCCCGACGACACAGCGCUGCUGGCCGAGGCCCGCGACGCGAGCCAGCCCGUAUCGCCGUGGGACUUUUUCAAGCACAUCUUUGACGGGGCGAAGGAAGUUGCGGCGUGGUUCUUGCAGAAGAUCGGCGACGCGGUGCACUUCGUGUGCGAAUGGGCGGGCAAGAUCUACAGGUUCGUGCUGGACACGGCGUCGGCCAUCGGCAAGGCCGUCAGCUGGGUGUUUGCCAAAGUGAAGCUGUUCAUCAAGGACGUCAUCGCCUUCAUCGGCUACCUCUUCGACUGGCAGUACAUGCUGCGCUUUGCCGACUCCAUCGCCGCCUUCGCCAACGCCGGCCUCGAGCACGGCAUGACGCUGCUGGACGACGUCGACGCCAAGGUGCGCCGCUUCGUCGACGACCUCGAGGCCAGGCUCAAGACGCGCAAGGCCCCGCCGCCCGUGGCCGCAGGCCCGCGCGCCGCCGACAAGCUCGCAACCCCGGCCAGCGAUGCCGUCCAGCAGAGCCCGGCCUACGGUUGGUCGUCGUAUCAGCUGCGCCACGGCGGCUUCGCCCGGCACUCAUCCAUGGCGAGCUCGGCGAGCUUGGAGCCGACGGCAGUGGCCGCCGACGGCGACGACGACGACCCCCUGGCCGACGUAUGGGCCGACUUCAGCAACGAGAUGCACGCCGUCGUGGGCUGGGCCGAAGAGCUGGGCCACGCCUUCAAGGCCCUGUUCGGCGGCGAGGGCAGCUCCGACGACUUCUUCGCCCACGUCACCGACGCCACGCUGCACCUCGCGUGCCAGACGCUGCGCAACAUGGUCGACGCCUUCCUCAAGGGGCUCAAGCACGUGCUGCAGCAGCUCCAGCGCCUCGGCCACCGCGAGAUCGACGUGCCCGUCUUCACGCCGCUCUGGCGCCUCGUCUCGGGCGGCCGCCGCUGCACCCUCUCCAACUGCGUCGCCCUGGCCGUCGCCGUGCCCGCCAGCGUGCUGUACAAGCUGGCCAACCCCGCCGCCGGCAGCCAGCCUGAGCCGCCGGACCUGGGCUCGUGGCUGACCGCGGACGCGUUCCGCAUGUACGUGGACCGCGAUCCGGCGCUGGCGCCGCGCCGGGCGGACCAGAUGCUCGAGGCGCAGCUGGCGGUGCAGGCGGUCCUGGCCGGCAUGGCCGGCGAGCUGAGCCUGAUCGCCUUCGUCUCCGACUCGACGGGGGCGGGCGACGUGAGCCCGCUCGUCGGCAACGUCGUCGAUUGCGUCACUUUCGACUUUUUGCUGCUGGAGCUGGUCUUCUCCUGGCCCGCCAGAUACCAUCACGAUCGGAUGCUGCGAUGGACGGUAUGGACGAUGGAGGCGGCGAACGGCGUGGUGCUCGUGGUGUCGCGGCUGUGGGGGUGGAAGGCGAAGAUCCCACGCUACGAGACCAAGCGGCUGGUGGGCGCCUUCGAGAUCGUGACGGCGCUGCCCAUCUACGCGCUGCAGCUGACGAUUGCGGCCAACGAGUUCGGCGCGCCCGACGACGAUCCCGACAAGGACGACACAAACGACAUUGUCACCCUCCACGUGGCUGGGGACACGUUUCAGCUCAUGAGCGCCGUGGGGUUUGUCGUCGCCGCGCUGGCCGAUCACAUCGACGGAGAGAUCACGGCCGCGGGGCUUGUCGUCAUGGGGCUUGCUAUCGGGGGGCAGGUGGCGAUGAAGACUGUGGAGGUGGUGAAGAAGGGAUUGUGA